UGGUGACUUGUCAAAUUUGCAAAACUCAUCGUGAAGCUAAAAAUUAGUUGGUCACCGAGGAAGGGAAGAUUGAAAUAAAAAUAGUGAAUAUAAAUUGAAUUAAACAUGACGGUGAAGAAUAAGACCGAAGAGCCUAAAAAAGAAAAAACAGAGCCAGUCCCUCCACCUAAUGAUGAUUUGUCGGAAGAAGACAAACGGCUUCAGGAAGAACUUAAUAUGCUAGUCGAAAAGCUCGUGGGGCACGAUAAAGACCUGUAUUUCCCGGCUCUCCAAAUGUUGAGUAACCUCAUCAGGACAUCCACGACAUCGAUGACUUCGGUGCCAAAACCUCUGAAGUUUUUACGUGAACAUUAUCCAGCACUGAAAGAAGUUUAUGAAAAAAUAAAAGAUCCAAAGACCAAGAAGUUUUGCGCUGAUGUUGUGUCUGUAUUAGCUAUGGGAGUGAGCGGAUCUCAAGAUGCUGCAGAGAAGAGAGAAUGCCUCAAAUACUGUCUGCUUGGAACUAUGUCAAAUGUGGGUGACUGGGGCCAUGAAUAUGUCAGGCAACUUGAAGGUGAAAUAGCUGAAGAGUGGAAUGUGGAGAAUAUGGACACAUUAUUGCCUUUAGUGAGGGAUGUUGUUGCGUUUGACAUGCAGCAUUCUGCUGAGAUUCAGGCGUGUGAUCUGCUGAUGGAGAUUGACCGUCUUGACCUCCUUACACAGCAUAUGGAUCAGAGCAACUAUCCUCGUGUCUGCUUGUAUCUUAUUGGUUGUGCAAGUUAUGUUGUGGAACCAGAAUCCACCCAGAUCCUGCAGGGCGUAUUGGAGACAUAUCUUCGCUUCGGAGAGUACCCUCGAGCUCUAUUGGUUGCCAUGCAGCUACACAAUAAAGCCAAGUGUGAAGAGGUCUUCAAUGCUUGCAAUGAUCCACUAUUGAAGAAACAGCUCUGCUACAUGCUCGCGCGUCAAUACGUGCCUCUUGACGUAGACGACGAAGAUCUACGCACCAUCCUUCUCAAUGCGCACAUCAAUGAUCACUACCUGAGUCUGGCCAGAGAGCUUGACAUAAUGGAGCCCAAGACUCCGGAAGAAGUAUACAAGACGUGGCUAGAGUCUGCUGGAUCAGCUCUGAGACCGUCGUUGCUCGCAGAGCACCCUGUGGACUCCGCGCGACAGAACCUCUCCGCUACGUUUGUCAAUGCUUUCGUCAAUGCUGGUUUUGGCCGGGACAAGCUGGUCACUACUGAGGAUGGAAACAAGUGGAUGUACAAGAAUAAGGAUCAUGGCAUGCUAUCGGCAGCAGCGUCGCUGGGCAUGAUCCAUCUGUGGGACGUGGACGGGGGCCUGACGCCCAUAGACAAGUACCUGUACACCGCAGACGAGCACAUAAAGGCCGGUGCGCUGCUGGCGCUGGGGCUCGUCAACUGCGGCGUCCGCAACGAGUGCGACCCCGCGCUCGCGUUGUUGUCGGACUACGUGCUGCACUCCAGCUCCAAUCUCAGGAUCGGCAGUGUCUUGGGUCUAGGCAUAGCGUACGCGGGCACGCAGCGCGCGGAGGUGCUGUCGCACUUGCUGCCCGUGCUGGCCGACAGCGCCGCGCCGCCGGAGAUCUGCGCGCUGGCCGCCAUCUCCUGCGGACUCAUCGCCGUCGGCUCCUGCAACGGGGACGUGACCUGCGCCAUCAUUCAACGCCUCAUCGACGACAACAAGGACCUGCACUCGUCCACUUACGCUAGAUUCCUGCAUUUGGGACUGGGAUUGUGUUUCUUAGGUUGCAAAGAACGCACGGAAGCGACGAUGGCGGCGCUGGAAGUGUUGCCCGAGCCGCAGCAGUCGCUGUGCCAGACCACGCUGUCCAUGUGCGCGUACGCAGGCACCGGCGACGUGCUCGUGGUUCAGCAGAUGUUACACAUCUGCUCCAAGCACUACGACACUGAUAACGAACAAUCUUCAACCGAGGAUACGGCAUUCAAGAAGACAGACAAGAAGGACGCAAAGGAAGGCGCCAGCUCCGCCGCUCCCGCGCCCAGCGGUUCCUCUAAAGAUGACAAGAACAAAAGCAAAUCGUCAAAGGACAGCAAGAGCAAGGAGAAGGAAAAGGAGAAGGAGGCCAACAAGGAGCUGUCGUCGGUGCAGGCCGUGGCGACCCUCGGCGUCGCGGUCAUCGCCUUCGCGGAGGAGACCGGCGCUGAAAUGUGCACCAGGAUCUUUGGACAACUCGGUCGCUACGGUGAGCCGGCAGUGCGGCGCGCGGUGCCGCUGGCGAUCGCGCUGUGCUCCAUCUCCAACCCGCAGCUGGCGGUCAUCGACGUCCUCAACAAGUACUCGCACGACGCCGACAACGACGUCGCAUACAACGCAAUCUUCGCCAUGGGACUGGUCGGCGCCGGCACUAACAACGCUAGGCUGGCGACGAUGUUGCGCGCCCUAGCGCUAUACCACGGAAAAUCUUCCGUGCAUUUAUUCAUGGUGCGCCUGGCGCAAGGGCUGUGUCACGCGGGCAAGGGCACCGUGACGCUGAGCGCCGCGCACGCGGACCGCCGUCUCGUGAGCCAGCCCGCGCUGGCGGGGCUGCUGGUGGUGCUCACCGCCUUCCUCGACUGCAAGAAUAUAAUCCUGGGUAAGUCCCACUACCUGCUGUACGUGCUGGCGACGGCCAUGCAACCGCGCUGGCUUGUCACACUCGACGAGAAUAUGCAGCCACUCAACGUCAGCGUGCGAGUGGGACAGGCCGUAGAUGUAAUUGGUAAGGCUGGCACUCCAAAAACAAUUGCUGGUUCGCACACACACACAACACCGGUGCUGCUUUCGUUCGGCGAGCGCGCGGAACUCGCCACCGACGAGUACCUGCCCUUGUCUCCCGUUAUGGAAGGCUUCGUUAUACUCAAGAAGAACGAGGACAGUGUCAUGGCCUCGGUCCAGUAAUGUUAGAUGUAACAAUAAUUACGUGUAUUAACUUACGGUUUUAAUGUAAUAAAAAAUGUCUAUAAAUUA
This is a messenger RNA of Plodia interpunctella (Indianmeal moth), 2973 nucleotides long. RefSeq names its product Regulatory particle non-ATPase 1 (gene Rpn1). Gene Ontology annotation, biological process: proteasome-mediated ubiquitin-dependent protein catabolic process; regulation of protein catabolic process. Gene Ontology annotation, cellular component: nucleus; proteasome complex; proteasome storage granule. The record is from RefSeq and is a predicted model, not a curated record. The coding region runs from base 106 to 2904 and encodes 932 amino acids. The transcript is spliced from 18 exons. Gene Ontology annotation, molecular function: enzyme regulator activity. NCBI's taxonomy places the organism in Eukaryota, Metazoa, Arthropoda, Insecta, Lepidoptera, Pyralidae.